Messenger RNA from Dicentrarchus labrax (European seabass), 4484 nucleotides. It is a transcript of the gene exoc1l, whose product is annotated as exocyst complex component 1 like. The record is from RefSeq and is a predicted model, not a curated record. Lineage: Eukaryota; Metazoa; Chordata; Actinopteri; Moronidae. The transcript has 4 exons. Bases 3612 to 4172 code for a protein of 186 amino acids.
UUCUUCCCCCAUCGUGGUGCCCUCUAGAUGGACGGCACCCUUAGCAUUUGCCUAUACUGCCUAUGCAACGGGCUGGCACUGACACUAGUAAUAUCCAAACCCACAGUUCUGGCCUGUACACCUAUAUUACUCAAGAUUAAAAAUAGAUAGAAGCAGAUAGAUAACUACUAAAGUUUUUCUUAAAUCCUGAUUUUAAAACUAAAAUCAAAACAAUAGCUCAACUGUUGCCUGUCCUACAUCAGUAGACAGGUUUUUGGCUGUGUCAUUCAUCCUCCUAUAUCAGUGUUGUGAGGGGAAUUAUCAGCUCUAACAAAGCGAAAGAAAAAGUAAUUUAUUGCAUCCAGCUAAACUACCUGCCCUCUUCUAACAUAAAGGUUACCUCCCUGAUAAACUCCCUGAGCUGACUGCAUGAAACAUUGGUCUUUCACCUCCGUCCUCUGUCGUCAAAGUCCGACUAUCUAACCAAAGCCAAGGGUGAGAAUCACAGAGUACAGUUAGUCAUGAUGUGAUACCAUCAAAAACAAUAUAAUAAAAAUAAUAAAAAUGGCGUCACCAUACAAGCAAACAAUUCAGUUAUGUGAUACAUUAUUAUACAAUGCAUCAUAACAUCAGUCACAAAUACCUAUUUAUACCUAAAAUCAGUGGUGGAAUGUAAUUAAGUAUAUUUACUAAAGUACAAUUUUGAGGAACUUGUAUUUUAAUUGAGUAUUUUCAUUUUUAUGCUACUUUAUACUUCACUGCAAGUUACUUUUCAGAUCAAGUAUCAGUAUAUAAAAGACAAUGCUGUGUUUAUAGGUUUAGCUACCCAAAAUUAUAUAAAGCAUUUGAAAUUAGCUUCACCUCAAGUAAAGCUGUAACAUUACAGUACCGUUUACAUGUUAAUGCAUCAAGAAUAAUGGUGCAGUAGCAUAAUGAUAACACUUUUAUACUUUUACUUCAGUGAAAUUUUGAAUGCAGGACUAUUACUUGUAAUUGAGUAUUUCUAAUGUGGUAUCACUACUUUUUAAUUAAGUCAGUGAUUUGAAUACUUUCUUCCACCACUGCCUAAAAUGCUAACAAAAAAAUACAACUUUUCAAGGUCAUAACAGUCACAAACGGACAAAAUGCUGAAUCACCGCAAAGCAUAACAGUUCAAGAGUUCAACUGACCGUAGCAAUUAAAGAUAAGAUAAGGUAGAACUUUAUUGUUGUGCAGCAGUUGAAGCACAAAGUAUGAGAGAGUGCAAAUCAAAAUGUACACAAUGCCAAAAAUGUAAACGGGUUAACUGUAGUGACCAUAAAUAUCAACCGGUGAGGUGCAAAUCUAAAUAAACAAUGCAAACUUAAAACCUUUUUCAACCUGUGAACAUUAGGUAUAACAUAAAACGUACAUAUUGUGAAAUCUAUAAUCUAUUUGUUUAAUGAAAACAGUGUUCCAGCCUUGGGCGUGUGCAUUAAACUGCAUUAACUCUAUUGUAGAUUUCUUAAUGCAUAACACUGCCAACCUCAUUAAUUCAUUCCUUCUGCGUGGACUCAUUAUACCUCCGCACCUUCGGAUAAUUUCUCUCUGUCUCUUAUUCCUUUCUUCAGUCUCCUUCCUCUCUGUGAACUCAGUUUGCCCCCUCGCUUUUCCUCUUUUUUUCUCUGUCAUCAUUUUCAGUUCUUUAAUGCUUUGUUCGGAUUAGCCAUUAUCUGCUUCUCAAGGAUUCUCCCCCCCUCUUUCCUAUCUGUUAUUUUCUCUCCUUUCUGAUCUUUCCUUCCCUCAGCAGCCGUUCCUGCAUAAUCAGUGUUAUUCAUUCCUUAAUUCAUCUCAACAAACUGCUUUUUCACAUUCACCUCCUCUGUUCUCGUCUUCUCUCUUCAGAUCCUCGGUUGUUUCUUUUCUUUUCUUCGUUCUUUGCCUCAAUUUUUUUUCCAUUGUUAUAUUUUCCGACUCUUAUUCCUCUGCAACCUUCACAUCUUCCCUUCUUUCCUGUUUCUUGAUUACUUUUUUGUAUUUCUCUGCCUUUUCUUUUUUACUUUCUUUCUUCCCAAACUUCAUCCUUCCUUCCAGUGUUACACAGAUCUUCUCCUCAUCCUUGCUGCCAGGUGCUCUGACUUUACUCCUGAACUCUACACACCUCCUCCUAAUCCUCUUUAGUCAUGCAUCCCUCUCUUACCAAACCCCUCCCCUGUUGUCUUAUAAAGUAUUAUAGUUGUUAUGCAUAAAUCCUGUUGGUUUUCAUAGCUCCUCACCUGCAUGUUUCCAUAAACUGCAAAGUCAAGGUUAAUGGGAAUGCUCACAAAAAAAUUACAAGCAUAUUUUCUUACAAAUACAGAUAUAAACACAUUGAUGUAGCAUUUCCAUUGAAUAUAAAUGGGAAAUCGUUGCCUUUAUUUUUGUGCCCUUCCAACAAAUAUACAAAAACUACCAUCCUGUGCUUGGGUUGGGUCUUUUGGGUUAAUUAUUGUACAAAUGAGAAUCCUGUCAAUGCACAUGGUGGACAUACUGGGGUUAAUGUUUAUGAUAAGUAAGUACAACAAACCUCAUGUGUUAUUCAUAAGAUUCAACACUUGUAUGUUUCCUUUCCUUCCUACUUCCUGCCCAUCCGCUCAUCUUUCCAUCUCAGAGGCAAAAAGCCUUUCAAGUGAACACCCACAAAAACCAUCAACAACAACAACAACAACAGUAGUAAAGCACUUAACUGUGCAACGACCCAUCUAUGUUUUCACAAAUGUGACAAAUCCAAUGGAGCCACACUCUUUCCUGCCAACAAAUCAAAUCAGAGCUUUGCUGGUUCAUUCUGGGGCAGUUUGCUCAUGGAAAAGUCCUCCCGUGCUGUUUUGAUCCGCCUCUCACGACCUGGAACUUGCUCAAAAGUGUAAUAUUAUGUUCUUCCUGCUCAUCAGUAUUGUCUUAUGGAGCCACAGUCACUAAAGAAGUGUAGCAUCCUUUCUGUGCUUGUGAAAAUCCCUCCAUUUAAGUGCCCUCACCCCACUUGUACCUGUUCUCUGAGAUUGAAUUAUUACCGGGUAAUGGAAACCAUGCAGAGUGCUGUGGGACAUCCUUUUCCCACACAACAACCGUUUAAUCACAGACAAAAAACGGGCACCGUGCCACAUUAUACAUAUAUACAUCUAUCUGUGAGUGAGUGGAGACAGAAAGACCACGGAAAGAACGAGAGAAAGAGACUGUGAGGGAACAUAUAACCACAUACAGUACAACUACUGUAAAGUAAUGUAUGCUUUGGGUGAGACACGCUCAUGAAGUAAGCACAAAUCCAAGAGAGAAAUCCAUAUUUGCGGGAAACUUGCAUCAGCAUCAUAAUGGAUCUUAAUUGAAACAAUAAAAGGGUAAAAUGAUGAAGAGACUGGCCUUUAAUUGCUCCCUUUCUUCAAAUCCCUGGGCAAUCCUGAGCAAGUUGGUAUGAAGGCAUUACUUAAAUGAAAGAUUUAACAUCGAUCAUCAAACCUGACCGCUGCAGUGUGUGUGUGUGUGUGUGUGUGUGUGUGUGUGUGUGUGUGUGUGUGUGUGUGUGUGUGUGUGUGUGUGGUGGGGGGGUAGAGUAAGGGCUCAUUUCACACACAACCACAUACUUUCACGGGUUCUGACCAGAGGAAACAUCACCACCUCCCUCCCCACCACUGCUAGUGAUGUCGUCUCUUCUGAGGGAGGAGAUGCAGAGAGUUUUAUUCCGACCUGAAAAACAGAGACUGGUGGAGUUUAUUGAGAUUGAAGAGCCCGCACAAGGAAGACAUUUCCUCUGUGUCUCAGUUGCAAAAAACAAAGUGGUGCAGUUAAGUAUAGUGGGAUGUCAGGCAUCUCAGGCGUCUGGAUCCAAGAAGUCCCACACCAAACGCUCCAGCAUACAGGAGUGCUACAGGAGGAUGGAGACCUGGUCCCUGCAAGACCUGACUCUUGUUGAUGGACGAGACCCUGAUGUGGAUGACCCCUGUUUCCUGCUGCACUUUGAUAAGGUGCGUGCAGUGACAGCCACCAGCUGCUCAGCCAAAUACUCUAUAGUGCGUGCCCUGGUUGCUCUCAGCGACCAGCACUGUCAGAGGUCACUGAACCUGCGGAACUUUGACUGGGCCUACAUCAAGCCCACCUCCUUUUACUCCAAUAGAGGAGACUGUGUUGUUCUAUCGCAGAUAUGCUUCUAUGCAUUCAAUUUGGUUUGUCUGUCCAUGUGUCCUGUGCCUCUGGAUGCAUAAUGGAAUGACACAUUGAUUGUGAAGAGUGUGUGUAUAUCAGAAAACUGUUGCAGGUUUACUUUAUAUAACUUGCGUUGAGUCAGCGGCGUGUGGAGAAUGUUGGCUUGUGGCUUCUGUUACACUAAAAAUGAUUCACCAUGAAAUGUCUUUUGCUAAUCUUCAUGGCAAGCACAAGUUUAAAGCAGCUUGUUAUUUGUUAACCAUUUAAUCUACUUUCUGAUCUUUUAAUUAUGUAUUCUAUUCUGUAUGCUAUUGUUUAAAUGUGAAUUCGUGAAUUUCAAAUGGAGAACAAAUAAAACAACUACACAUUUA